AUGGUCAAAGUGUACAAUUUGCAACGUAGGACGGAAACCUUACCGACGGUGCGUCGCACUGCUCCUAAUGCGGAGGAAUUGGAAUAUCAGAGUCACUUGUCGCGCCCCGCUGGUGCCGGUGACGGUGAGCCAACUCGUCGAGUUGAGACCAUCACAUUUGACAUGGAUAACGUAAGUCCGCCUGUGGCCAACAUGUUCCGCCGGCUUAUGCUUACUGAGGUGCCAGUUUUCGCUUUCGACCGAAUAUUGAUCGAACAUAAUGACGGUGUUGUCCCGGAUGAGCUUCUUGCGCACCGCAUUGGCCUUGUUCCACUUGCUGGACCCGUUUCAAGCAUGCAGUACAUAACCGAUAGUGCCUCCGUUGGAUUUGACAACCUUGACCCGGAGCGCGUUUUGCUAUUCGAGUUGGAUGUGACCGCAAAACGUGACGUGCCGACGACCAGUGUAUACAGUGGCCAUCUCAAGUGGCAGCCCAUUGCUAAACAGGAGGAACUGGCUGCGAGGAGCGAGGAUGAUCGCGUGUUUUUAGUGCAUCCAGACAUUGUUCUGACACGGCUGGGGCCUGGGCAGCGCUUAAAGUUGCGUGCCAUUGCCAUUAAAGGAAUUGGUGCUGUGCACGCAAAGUGGACGCCUGUGGCCGCUUGUUUCUAUGAAAUGAAACAAGCCAAAGCGGGAGCGGAAGACUCUGACGGUAGAGCUUCUGGUCGCGGAAGGAGUCGUUCGGGAAGAGGUCGAGUAGACGCCAACGAGGAGGAGAGCAAUGCAACACGUCCCCGCUCAGCAUCCGGUAAUCAUUCUCACGAACCGCACAGAGAAACUGUUAACGAAGUUAUUGCUAAAAGGGACACAUCCUCCGUACGCUUUACCGUUGAAAGUAUCGGACAGUUGUAUGCCGUCGAUGUGUUUCGGCAGGCUCUUAUAUUGUUUGCCGAACGAAUUCGCGAUUUGGCGGUUCGAAUCCGCUCUACAGAACCGAGAAUGACUGGCGCAGCAGCCACUGCGUUUACGGAAUAG
Trypanosoma brucei brucei TREU927 is the source of this 1014-nucleotide messenger RNA. Its product is annotated as DNA-directed RNA polymerase subunit alpha. Gene Ontology annotation, biological process: DNA-templated transcription. Gene Ontology annotation, molecular function: protein dimerization activity. The record is from RefSeq and is a predicted model, not a curated record. Lineage: Eukaryota; Euglenozoa; Kinetoplastea; Trypanosomatida; Trypanosomatidae. The coding region runs from base 1 to 1014 and encodes 337 amino acids. The transcript has a single exon. Gene Ontology annotation, cellular component: RNA polymerase I complex; RNA polymerase III complex.